AUGAAGUCCCUCGGGUUGCCGGCUUCCGCCCUCUUCUGCUUCUUUCUACUGAUCAAGGGGUUAGGAGCAGCGCCCCCGGGUCGCCCUGAGGCGCUGCCUCCUCCCCUCAGCUCUGAACAUAAAGAGCCAGUACUUGGGGACGCAGUGCCCGAGCCAAAGGAUGGCAGCGCCUCAGAGGCCCGAGCCACUCGAAAUUCCAAGCCGCAGGACGAGGGAGAGCUUUUCCAGGGCGUGGAUCCCCGGGCGCUGGCCGCGGUGCUGCUGCAGGCUCUCGACCGGCCGGCCUCGCCCCCGGCGCCGGGCGGCUCCCAGCAGGGGCCAGGGGAAGAAGCAGCAGAAGCUCUGCUGACCGAGACCGUGCGCAGCCAAACCCACAGCCUCCCGGCACCAGAAACCCAGGCGCCCGCGGCCCCACCUCGCCCUCAGACUCAGAAUGGUCCCGAGGCGAGCGACCCCUCUGAGGAGCUCGAGGCGCUAGCGUCCCUGCUCCAGGAACUGCGAGAUUUCAGUCCGAGCAGCGCCAAGCGCCAGCAAGAGACGGCGGCAGCAGAGACGGAAACCCGCACGCACACGCUGACCCGAGUCAAUCUGGAGAGCCCCGGGCCGGAGCGCGUGUGGCGCGCUUCCUGGGGAGAGUUCCAGGCGCGAGUCCCGGAGCGCGCGCCCCUGCCACCCCCGGUCCCCUCGCAAUUCCAGGCGCGUAUGUCCGAGAGCGGGCCCCUUCCUGAAACCCACCAGUUCGCGGAAGGAGUGUCCUCCCCCAAAACACACCUAGGAGAGGCAUUGGCACCCCUGUCCAAGGCGUACCAAGGCCUGGGCGCCCCUUUCCCCAAGGCGCGCCGGCCGGAGAGCUCUCUCCUGGGCGGCUCCGAGGCGGGGGAGCGCCUUCUACAACAAGGGCUGGCGCAGGUAGAGGCCGGACGGCGGCAGGCAGAGGCCACGCGGCAGGCAGCUGCGCAGGAGGAGCGGCUGGCCGACCUCGCCUCGGACCUGCUGCUCCAGUAUUUGUUGCAGGGAGGGGCCCGGCAGCGCGGCCUGGGGGGUCGGGGGCUGCAGGAGGCAGCCGAGGAGCGAGAGAGCGAGAGGGAGGAGGAGGAGGCGGAGCAGGAGAGACGCGGCGGGCAGGAGAGGGUGGGGGAAGAGGAUGAGGAGGCGGCGGAGGCAGAGGCAGAGGCGGAGGAGGCGGAGCGGGCACGGCAGAACGCGCUACUGUUCGCGGAGGAGGAGGACGGGGAAGCCGGUGCCGAGGACAAGCGCUCCCAGGAGGAGACGCCGGGCCACCGGCGGAAGGAGGCCAAGGGGGCAGAGGAGGGCGGGGAGGAGGAGGACGACGACGAGGAGAUGGACCCGCAGACGAUAGAUAGCCUCAUUGAGCUGUCCACUAAACUCCACCUGCCAGCAGACGACGUGGUCAGCAUCAUCGAGGAGGUGGAGGAGAAGCGGAAGCGGAAGAAGAACGCCCCUCCCGAGCCUGUGCCGCUCCCCCGGGCCGCCCCCGCCCCCACCCACGUCCGCUCCGCGCAGCCCCCGGCUCCCGCCCCCGCUCGAGACGAGCUGCCGGACUGGAACGAGGUGCUCCCGCCCUGGGAUCGGGAGGAGAACGAGGUGUUUCCCCCGGGGCCCUACCACCCUUUUCCCAACUACAUCCGGCCGCGGACACUGCAGCCGCCCUCGGCCUCGCGCCACCGCCACUACCACCACGCCUUGCCGCUUUCGCGCCACUAUCCCGGCCAGGAGGCCCAGGCGCGGCGCGCGCAGGAGGAGGCGGAGGCGGAGGAGCGCCGGCUGCAGGAGCAGGAGGAGCUGGAGAAUUACAUCGAGCACGUGCUGCUUCGGCGCCCGUGA
Molecule: messenger RNA, 1845 nt
Organism: Cynocephalus volans (Philippine flying lemur)
Lineage: Eukaryota; Metazoa; Chordata; Mammalia; Dermoptera; Cynocephalidae
Gene: VGF
Product: VGF nerve growth factor inducible
Exons: 1
Coding region: 1-1845 (614 amino acids)
Biological process (GO): regulation of synaptic plasticity; carbohydrate homeostasis
Molecular function (GO): neuropeptide hormone activity
Source: RefSeq, a predicted model, not a curated record